Clunio marinus is the source of this 4927-nucleotide messenger RNA. The record is from the annotation of a GenBank genome assembly. Lineage: Eukaryota; Metazoa; Arthropoda; Insecta; Diptera; Chironomidae.
AGUAUUCAGCGCGUUCAUUUUCCACCGAGUUAAAAUUAUUUCUAUUUUAUUUAAUUUCCCCUCCCGUGGAGUCUAAGUUCUAUAAAUAAAAUAUUUUUAAAUAGAUAUCCAAAUGUGCUGCAUGAAAUGGUGUAGAAUAUAAUUUAAGAAUACAAAGAAUAUUAGAGGAAUUUUGAUAUUAAAUUCCGAUGCAACGCUUAAAGCAAUUAAUUUUGAUAAAAAGCAUUAAAAAGAGUUAUGUUGACUCUUCUUAGCGAAAUUAGAUUUUGGACAUCACGGGAGGAUGAGUUGUUGAUAAAAGAUUCAGAAUUUGGAGUUUUUAAGUUUUCUGAACAUAAAAAAGACACAUCAUCAGUUGAUAAGUACAAUCAAGCAAAAAGGGACUAUGCAGAAAGACGUGGUCUGGUGUGGUCACCUGACAAUAAACAACCAGGAAAGCUAAAAUCUUCACUCAAACACUUCGAAGACGAGCUAAAGACAAAGAAAGUUGUUUACUGUGAAUGGAGCGAUCAAAAGACAUUCCAGUUAAUGUUAUCGAAUGGCCUAUUAAUUUAUGUUGAAAUCAAUGUAUUUACUGGCGACAUCCGAAGAAUUAGUUUCGAUAAAUAUUUCAUUGGAAAAAUCAUUUCAGAAAAUAUUUGUGAUGUCAUAAUCACACGACAACAUGUCAUCAUAUCCUAUAAUGAGAAUCAAAUAACAUUUGUUCACCUUCAAAAACCAUCAUUAAGAAAUGUGACACAAAAAAUUUCAUCGACUGAUCCAAAAAUCUUCAACAUCAUCAUCGGUGGACAAACGAAGAAAAUUAAUCGAAAUCUUGUGAUAAAUCUCAGCAAUGACCUUUUGUUGAUAUGGACAAAGUCAUCGCAAAACGAAUUCUUCCCAUGGCGGCCUUCAGUGAAAGAUCAAGAACGAGCAAAUCUUCACAUUUACAAACUCAAUCGACUGAAACUUGAGCCAUUGUGUUACUAUUGGACGGAAAACGAUCCAAUUGGCUUUGAAUUCUCGAAAUUUAAUGAAAAUGAAGUUCAUUCAGUGGAACAGAAGAUCUCAAGAAAAGGCGACGUGACAAUCGAGAGUUGCACUUAUCACUUUUCCAACAGCAAAUCGAAACUUCAAAGAACUUCAGUGACUUCGAUUCCACUUCAAACUGAAGUGUCUUGUAAUGCUUUCAGUCCGGAUCAUGAGAAACUUCUGAUGGGUUGCAUUGAUGGAUCGAUUGUAUUGUUUGAUGAAGGUCGUGGAAUUACUUAUUUAGUUAAAGCUUCUUUCAUACCAACGCAAGUUUCUUGGCAUCCUGACUCAGCCAUCGUCAUGAUUGCCAACGAACGUGGACAACUUCAAUGCUUCGACAUUUCACUUGCUUGUAUUAAAAAUCAAUUGUUGAGUGAAGAUGUGACGCCAUCGAACAUUCUCGACUUGUCAACUUAUUUCGUUAAGCAGCCGACGCUUCUGAAACUUUGUUGGGCGAAGAAACCUGACAUCAACAAUCAUUACGAAAGAUUUGCUCAGGUUGAUGGGUUUUUAUUGUUGAUGUUUAGUUCAGGAGUCUUUGCCAAUAUGCGUUACGUUAGUGGUGCGGGACUUAAGAACGACAUUCACACUUCAGGCUUAACUGGCGAUGUCAUCAUUGACAUGUACAUUUCACUCGAUCAAGUAGAACGAGCUAUAAAUGUUCUACUCAGUCUCAAUUGGGAUACUUACGGUGCGAUGUGCCUUCUGUCACUUCAUAAGAUUGCCAACUUCAUGUUCCAAUUACCAGCAACACCUGAGCGAGAAGAACUUUUACAAAAAGCUUUGGGAAGUUUUCAUGUUCCAACAAAAUCACUUUGCAUGGAAACUGAGACAGAAUUUGGUGAUAAUGUCGAUGACAUCACGAGAAGAUUCUUUCAUUAUCUGAUAAGGUACAAAUCAUACGAAAAAGCUUUUAGCCUUGCAAUUGACAUCAAUGACGCUGAUCUCUUUAUAAUCUUAUUCAAAUGCGCUAAAGCGCAAGGUUUGGAUGAUUUAGCUGAAGAAUCGAUGAAGAAAGCCGAUGAGAUUUAUGCUGAAGAAGAGAAUGAAAGUCAUCAUUCAACAUGUUCAAUCACAUCUUGUUCAAUUUGUUCAAAUUCUUGUGACUCUGAGAGUGACGACGAUGCAAGUACGCAUUCAAGUGUUGAACAAGGAUCAUCAAUAAUUCAACCACCGUCGUCUGAUUCCAAUGAAACGCCAACAACGAGACAAGAAAGAAGUGAAAGUCCAGUGAGAAGAUUGAGAAAAAGUUUAUCAGCUGAAAUUCUGAAUCAUCCGCCAUUGCCGAGAUUUCCACGAUAUGACGUUAAAAGAAUGCAGAAAAGUUCAAUGGAAACAACGAAUUCCAGUAAUUACAUUCCACCUUUGCCACAAGUGUCAUCGUCAGCUCACGAUCAGAGAAUUUCAGAGAAUCUCAAUGAAGCAAAACAUCAACAAACAAGUUCAAAUAAUAAGAAAAAGAAAAAUGCUUCGUUAUCGAAUCUUACAAGUGAAUUGACAUUCCAAAAUCUCAGUAAAUUUAAUUACUCGUCAAUGGAUGAAUUUAAUAACAAUCCAAGUUCAAGCAGCACUUUCAAUCCGAUGUCAUUACAAAGUCAACAACUUUCAGUUGUCGAUAUUGUGCCGAAACCAUCAAAGAAUCUUCCUGAUUUAGAUCAAACCAUUGGCAUUCCAUUAACGUUUGAUGCUGUUGAUAAUUCAUCUGGAAAUGGUUAUUAUCAAUCCUUAGGACCGUCACAUUAUUCAUCUAAUCACAACAACAACAACGACGUUUCGAAUGAUUAUGAAUAUCAUCAAGUGCCAACGACAAUCCAUCAAUAUCCGCUGAUUUCCGGGACAAUUCCAUCGACAUCGCAAUCGAAGAUGAAUUAUAAUAAUUUACCGACACCAAUGUUGAGUCCUAGUAAGAAGAAUCAACAAGCUGUGCCCACAGGAUCGAUUCUAACGACAAAUAACACGAAUGUUGUCAACAGCAAGAAAGAAACUGGCGAGAAGAACAAAGUGAAGUUUUCCGAUACAAUUACAGUUGCUGUCGUUCCAGAAAUAUCAAGAAAGGAAAAAGUUGUCAACUUUAAUGAGCGUGUGAAGAGAAAAACAGUUUUCCAUGGUUUGAUGGAUCCACGUCGUGAAUUGCAAGAAAGUUUACCACUUUGUCAUCCAAAUGAAGAUUAUCUUAAAGAUUUCUCACCAGUUUCAUCUGAUCGAUCGAAAGACGCUUCACCAUCAACCAGAUAUGGUGGUUUCAUUGCUUCUAAAUUACGUCGGAAAACAACAUCGCAUGGAGAUGAGACGCCGAGGAAAAAGAAAAAAGACGAAAAAUUUGCUAUCGGCGAAAAAAUUUUAUGCUACGAGCCUGAUGAGAAAUUAGAACGAGUUCUAUAUGACGCAAAAAUUCGUGAUGUUGUUGAGGGAAAAGACAAGAAAGGAAAAAAAUGUUACGAAUAUCUCGUUCACUUCCAAGGGUGGAACAGCAGCUGGGAUAGAAGAGUUUCGGAAGAUUUUCUCCUCAAAGAUACAGCAGUGAAUCGUAAACUUCAAAGGGAUCUUGCAGAAAAAUCUCAAUUACAGCUUGGCGCAUAUUUGUAUCGAAAGGAAAGGAAGAAGCGAAAGCGAAUGAAUGAACGGAAACUUCUCUUGAAUGCCUCAGAUGAUAUUAAAAGACCAGAAGAACAUCAAGAUCAUGAAAAUGAAUAUUACAGUAGCUCUGCAACAGAAUCACACGAUGAUGACAGAGUUUUCCUUCAUAUGGGCGAAGUGCUUAAAGCUCAUCUUGAAUAUGAUCAUCAAAUGAUUACUAAAGACAAAAUUCUUUCAAAACUCCCAGCUUCAUUGCCAAUCGUAACGAUUCUUGAGAAUUUUGUUAAAAGCCAUGCAAUACAAGUUCUCACUGGACCGCAAGUUGAGCAACCAAAACCAAAACGAAGAAGCAGCAUUAUCGGACGAAAAGAACAAAAAAUUAAGCCAAUUGAUUAUGAAACUUUAGCCAUUGGCAUAGAUUUAUGUAAAGAAGUCGCUGAUGGUCUUCGUGUUUAUUUCAACUUCAUUCUUAAAGAUUUUCUUUUAUAUCCAGAAGAGAAAGAGGAAAUGGAAAAAUUUAUUUCCGAAGAGAAUUUGAAGGAAUUUCGAUUUACGUCAAGCGAACAACUUUCUUUGAACGAUUUUUUCUGCAAACAAGAACCAACGAAAACAUUCACAGCUGAGCUCAGCACAAUACCGGAAAAUGAAGGUUCAUCGUCAAACGCUGAUAAACGACCAUCACGAUUAAGAUCGCAUUCAGUGAAGACAGAAGAAGAUGAAAAACCUGAAAAUUUGUCGUCAUUGGCAAGCACCAGCUCAGGAGAUUCUGCAAUGCCAGAAAUAGUAAAGAAAGGGAUUUUCUCGAAAUCUUGGUUUCCUCUUAAUGCUGGAAUUAGUCCAAUUGCGAGGAAGAUACUUGAAGAAACAUUCAACUGGCGAAUGAUUCCAGGAAAUGCUGAACCAGAGCCUUCAAUGAUUUUUGGGAUUUAUCAUCUCACCAGACUUGUUGUAAAGUUGCCAGAAUUUCUCUCAGCAACGCCAAUGAAUGAAGAGAAGUUGACGAUGUUGCUUAAAUAUUUGGACGUGUUUGUGGAGUUUCUCGAAGAGAAUCCUGAAAUUUAUGGGCCCCAAAAUUUCAACAUCACUGAACCAGCUCAACCACCUGCAAACAUUCACGAUGUUGAAAUAAAAAUUGAAAUUACCGACGAUGAAUCAGAAGAGGGAUCUGAAAAUUUUUAUCAAAAAGACAAAAUUAAAACGGAAACGUAAAUCUUUUGACAUUUAAAAUUUUACUUUUAUUAACAAUUUUAUUUAUUCUACAUUUUCUUUCUGUUUGUCUGUCCAACUAUUUAAACUUCUUCUUACCUGCCAACAUGAUCGAAACAAGUUUUAGAAAAUU